Poecile atricapillus (Black-capped chickadee) is the source of this 1380-nucleotide messenger RNA. Its product is annotated as BPI fold-containing family B member 4-like. NCBI's taxonomy places the organism in Eukaryota, Metazoa, Chordata, Aves, Passeriformes, Paridae. The transcript is spliced from 15 exons. Gene Ontology annotation, molecular function: lipid binding. The record is from RefSeq and is a predicted model, not a curated record. The coding region runs from base 1 to 1380 and encodes 459 amino acids.
AUGAUGGUUUUGAAGCUUUUUGGAAUCAUCUUUUUCUGUGGCCUCCUCUCACCCUCGCAGGAGGUUUUGUCUGGGCUGUCCUGUGCCGUCAGCCCGCGGGCGAUGCAGAACGUUCUCUCAGAUGCCAUAAUUCAUAAUGGGCUCAUCCACCAGCACCUGCAGGGUCUCGUGGUUCCCAACAUCAUGGGUGAAGGGAGUCAGCUGAACUCUCCCACCAGCAUCACGGACCUGCACCUCAUCAAGGUCCGGGUGCCCAGGCUGUCGGUGAUGCUGCUGCCAGGGAUCGGGGUCCAGCUGACCAUCGGGGCAAAGCUGCAGCUCAGAGGCAACUGCUUGGUUGGCCUGCUCUCAGAACUCAUUGAUAUCUUUGUGGAGGUGAACAUUACUGCGAACAUUAAAUGCACGAAUUUUGAGUCUGGCACGUUCCAGGUUGUCACUGAAGACUGCCUCUGCAUUCUUGGGGCUGUAAAGAUCAAGGUCCUUUCUGGCUUACUCACCCUGUCAGUGAAUGAGCUGGUGCUUCGCCAGCUGACAGCGACUCUGCCCGCUUUGCUGUGUCCUGUGGUCGAUAUCGUGAUGAACCUUGUGAACAUCCAUCUCCUGAGCACUCUCAAUGCCGUGAUCCCGGUGGGCACAGCAGGAACAAUCCACUACCAGCUGGCCAGCAUCCCCUACACCUCUGGCAAGUUCCUUGGGCUGGAUUUAGACGGCGUGGUGAAGCAGGUGGGAGGCAGCACCAUCCCCCACGACUCAUCCCCCUCGGCUUUGCCUCCUCUGAUGGACAAGCUCCUGCUCUUGGUGAUGCGCCAGAGCUUCCUCAAUGCAGUCCUGUCCCUCCUGCUCCAGCUGCCGCCACAGACCUUCCCCUGCACGCCAGAUGUUUUCUCCGGUGCCAGCCGCCUGCGUGAGGCCGUGUGGGCCAUCUCUCCUGCUGGGUGCUCCGCCUGCAGUGGGACCAGUCCCCUGAGCAUCAAACUGGUGUUGAGAGGGAACCCACUCAUCCUCUUGGAAGAAAACAGAGCCAGUGUCAAGCUUUCAGUCCUGAUUCAGCUGUUUGGUAACAACUUGGAUGGAUCCAUCCUCAACUUCCUGCUGCUGAAGGCAGACCUUGCUCUAAACGUCCGUGUGUCGAUUGUUGGGGGCAGGCUGGUGCUGCAGCUGGCCUUGGGCAGCACUUCCCUCUCCUUGGAGUCUUCUGACGUUGGCAUCAGUAAUAUCUCCACUCUGAAGCCCCACUGCAGCAGUUUGCUUGUGGAAACAUUCAUGCCUGUGAUCAAUGGUGCCCUGAGCAUCGGGAUCCCUCUGCCAAAGGUGCUGCGCAUCCCCUUGGUGAAUGUGGAAUUUCAGAUAAAGACGGGCCUGAUGGUGUUUCUGGUGUGA